AACCCGGUGCGGGACGCUGCCAGAUCCACCGCGGGAGCCGAGCCGCAGAGCAGCCAGAGCAGCCAGUGCAGCCAGAGCAGCUGCAACCAGGCCGUGCUCGCAGAUCCGUGCCUGCCGGCCUGUCCGCCUCUAUUCCCCGCGCUGUCAGUGGUGAGGGGGACUGGGGGAGCGGCUGCUGCGACCUUCGCUCCCACGCUCGGAGCGCGAUCGCCCCUGCCCUGUCUGGUCACGGCCUGAGCACCAAAUACGCAGGAGGUCGGAGUCAGUGUCUUCAUCCUGACGGUCUGGGGACCGAAGAGGAAAAAAGCCAAGAGGAUUCCGUGUAAGAGCAUCGCGGGAGCACGGGGCGUGGAGGAGGUGCGAGAGGUGCCAAGGUUUUACCAGGCCUGUGUGGGUACCAGGCGGUCCGGCAUCUCAGCGGCCACGACCUCUGUUCUGCCCUGAGGAAGUUGGAAUAAUCAGCUGGCUCGGGUCUAGCACUUGAAGCGGUGCCCUCUCUUGUCCGAGGAAUCAGGACCUGGCCCCGCGAGUCCCUGGAAAGCCUGCCUCCUGCCGCAGCCCCACUGGUGCGGAUGUGCCGCUGCCCACGGGAGCGCCAUGAAGGCAGGAUGACCUCAGCCGAAGCAGUGGCUGUGGCUGGAAGUGCCCGGGAGCAUGGCUGCCCCAAGUGGCCUCCUGACAACCCUCAGAUCCUUGGGCAGCCCGCUCGGGCCAGAGUGGUUGUGGCAGCCCUGGUGUGGCUGUUGGCAGGAGCCAGCAUGUCAAGCCUCAACAAGUGGAUCUUCACAGUGCAUGGCUUCGGACGGCCCCUGCUGCUCUCAGCACUGCACAUGCUGGCAGCGGCCCUGGCAUGCCACUGGGGGGCUCGGCGGCCCAUGCCCCGCAGCGCCCAAGGCAGAGUGCUGCUACUCAGCCUCACCUUUGGUACCUCCAUGGCCUGCGGCAACGUGGGCCUGAGCACUGUACCCUUGGACCUAGCACAGCUGGCCACCACUACCACACCACUGUUCACACUGGCCUUGUCUGCCCUGCUACUUGGCCGAAGACACCAUCCUCUGCAGUUUGCUGCCAUGGGCCCACUCUGCCUGGGAGCUGCAUGCAGCCUGGCUGGAGAGCUCCGGGCACCCCCAGCUGGCUGUGGCUUCUUGCUAGUGGCCACCUGUCUCCGAGGCUUCAAGUCCGUUCAACAGAGUGCCCUGCUGCAGGAAGAGAGGCUGGACGCGGUGACUCUGCUGUACGCCACCUCUCUGCCCAGUUUCUGCCUGCUGGCAGGCGCUGCUCUGGUCAUGGAGGCUGGAGUGGCCCCACCGUUGACUCCCACUGACUCUCGCCUCUGGGCCUGUGUCCUGCUCAGCUGCUUCUUGUCUGUGAUCUACAACCUGGCCAGCUUCUCCUUGCUGGCACUCACAUCCGCCCUCACCGUCCACGUCCUGGGCAACCUCACAGUUGUGGGCAACCUCAUCCUGUCCAGGCUCCUGUUCGGCAGCCACCUCAGCGCUCUCAGCUACCUGGGCAUCGCACUCACCCUUUCAGGAAUGUUUCUUUACCACAACUGUGAGUUCGUGGCCUCCCGGGCUACCCGUUGGGGGUUGUGGCGCAGGGACCAGCCUGGCAAAGGUCUUUGAGACCCAGGGCAGCGCAUGAGCCAUACCUGGACAGCCCUUGCCUAUAUCUAACCAUGGACAAUGGCCAUGAGGAAAGUGGAGAGGUGCUAUGUCUGCCAGGCCAGGGAAAGGAGGUGCCUUCCGGAAGGGCUGCCUGGGAGGCAGGCACUUUCACAGAGACCCACCCCCUAUCCCUGCCUGCCUCACCUGUGAGAGCAAGGCCUGCCACUGGAUGGUGGGUCCAAGUCUGGCAUGUGUGCUUGUCAGAUGAAUCAUUACGAUCAGUGUCAAGUACUACAAUGAAAAUUGCUGGGCAAACUUUGAAAACCUCAAUGUGUUAUGAUGAAGAUGAUGCCCAGUGGUUGCACAAUCAUUCCUCCAGCGGGGGAGGCCGUGAGGAACACCAGAGAAGGCGUCUUCAUUGCUGGGCUCCCCUAAAAACUUGGGGUAGUCUGUGUCAACUUCAGGGCGCUACUGCAGCCUCACUCUGCUGCCUCCUCCUCUGGAUUUGGGUCUUCC
Peromyscus eremicus (cactus mouse) is the source of this 2123-nucleotide messenger RNA. It is a transcript of the gene Slc35e4, whose product is annotated as solute carrier family 35 member E4. NCBI's taxonomy places the organism in Eukaryota, Metazoa, Chordata, Mammalia, Rodentia, Cricetidae. The record is from RefSeq and is a predicted model, not a curated record. The transcript is spliced from 2 exons. The coding region runs from base 573 to 1625 and encodes 350 amino acids. Gene Ontology annotation, cellular component: Golgi apparatus. Gene Ontology annotation, molecular function: antiporter activity.